Molecule: messenger RNA, 4439 nt
Organism: Phoenix dactylifera (date palm)
Lineage: Eukaryota; Viridiplantae; Streptophyta; Magnoliopsida; Arecales; Arecaceae
Source: RefSeq, a predicted model, not a curated record
AUGAGAUUGUUUAAGGGUUUGGGUCUCUUCAUAUGGGCUGCUUCAGCCUUUCUUCUUGUUCAUGAACUACACCCAGUAUCUUGUGGUGGUAUAGGAAAUAGGUUCGUUGAGAAUGGAGACCUUGUCACCGAUUUGCCUGGCCAACCAGUAGUCCAGUUCCGGCAUUACGCCGGAUACGUGACGGUGAACAAGAAGAAUGGGAGGGCCCUCUUCUAUUGGUUCUUCGAGGCUGCAUCUCAUGCUGAUGAGAAGCCUCUAGUCUUGUGGCUCAAUGGAGGUAAGGAUCCUUGCUUGUUCGUCCCGGGUGUUCCUCCGUUGGCUAUGGUGCAACGCAGGAGAUUGGUCCUUUCCUGGUUGAAAAAGAUGGGAGUAAGCUCAAGUUCAAUCCAUUCUUUUGGAACAAAGUUAACUAAUUUUGCAGAGGCCAACUUACUGUUCCUUGAGUCUCCAGUAGGUGUAGGCUUUUCCUACUCAAACACAACCAGCGACUAUGAGAUUCUUGGAGAUUCCUUUACAGCAAAUGAUACAUACACUUUUCUGCACAACUGGUUCGAAAAGUUCCCAUCCUACAGAAACCGAACCUUUUACAUGGCAGGAGAGAGCUAUGCAGGAAAGUAUGUUCCGGAGUUGGCUGAGCUCAUCUAUGACAUGAACAAGAAUCCUUCAUUGUUUAUAGACCUCAAGGGUUUCUUGUUGGGUAAUCCUGAAACCUCUGAUAGUCAUGACUGGCAAGGUUUGGUGGAUUAUGCUUGGAGCCAUGCCAUCGUCUCGGAUGCAACACAUGACAUCACCAGAGAUAACUGCAAAUUUGACAGUGAUGACCCAUGGAACAACACUAAAUGUCGGGAUGCUGUCGAUGAGGUCCUUAAACAAUAUGGUGAAAUUGAUAUCUACAGUCUAUACACUCCAACCUGCAUCCAGAACUCAUCAGGUUCCAACAAUGGUGGAAGAAGACUACUCAUGUUCAAGUCCACCUCCAAGAUGAUACCGAGGAUCAUGGGUAGCUACGAUCCAUGCCUUGAUGGUUACACAACAUCUUUCUACAACAGACCAGAUGUUCAGAAGGCCCUCCAUGCUAGUGAUGGCCACAACAUCAGGAACUGGAGCAUCUGCAACAAACAAAUUUUUAACGAGUGGAAGGACUCGAUGCCCUCUGUUCUCCCCAUAUACAAGAAGCUGAUUGCAGGAGGGCUCAGGAUAUGGGUCUAUAGUGGUGACACAGAUGGAAGAGUCCCAGUGCUGUCAACAAGAUACUGUUUGGACACCCUAGGAUUGCCUACAGUUGGUCCCUGGAGGCCAUGGUACCAUAAGAAACAGGUGGCUGGAUGGCUACAAGAGUACGAGGGGCUAACUUUUGCAACAUUUAGAGGAGCUGGCCAUGAUGUGCCAACGUUCAAACCAAGCAGUUCCUUGGCUUUCUUCACUGCCUUUCUUGCUGGCAAAGCUCCGUCGUCUACCCGUUGAGUAAAACAUUUCUCUGAAGGUCUAAAAUCAAUGGCUUCGUUGCAAGCUACUCAGCUCAAGAAUGUAGUUUGAUGGUGAAUAAACUGGACACAAUUUAAAAACAAAAAAUAAUGUAGAAUUGUUGAUCUAAUCCAAAGUCAUUAUCUUAGUGAACAACUUGUUUGAACUAAUUGUGAUUGCGUCAAGAAAUAAUGUAGCAUUUCUUGACUUCGUGCAUUUUUAUUUUCAGGCCCCAGUCAAAAUGAGUUCUCAUUUAGUCACACCUCUGAUCUUAGAUCAUAUGUUACAAUUGAUUAUAAUCUCAAGCCAUGAACAUUCUUGCAUGCAUCCACUUUAUCUUCAUUUACUUCUCCAUUUUAUCCUAUAAUAUUGUAUCAUAUUGUAAUGAAAAUAUGAACAGUUCGUCAUUUCUCAAGAGGUAAUAUUAUUACCUCAAUAACAGGGUAAGGGUAUCUCUUUCGAGAGCUAUUAUUGCAUAUGCAGUUUUCAAUUAUAGUCAACUAAACAAAGCCCAUUUCUAUGGCUGCAAUUCUAAUUAUAAUUUAAUUUUAGGCAAUUGAAUCACUGGCAAUGAAAUGGUGCCUUACUAUAAACCCAAAUUACAGGUACAGUAACCAAUCCACAAUAACUUUACACUUGACACAAUUGGCACCUCUUAAUGUUUAAUAGACCAAGAUUUAAUGAAAUAGAAAAAUCUUGAUAAAAAAAAAAACUAUUUUCAGAUUUUCUAGAACAAAAUUGAGUUCAAUUAUUCCAAAUCUAAUAUUUCUAGUUACCAUGCAUGUAUCAUAACUGAUUCUUAACAAAUGCCCCAGGUCAUUCAUUAACAAGACCCUAUCUUCAGAAAUGGAAACUUAUAUUGAGAACGAAGUCUUGCAACAUAGGCAUAAUGUUCUCGACAGACUCAAGCAAGCAAAUUUAUGUCUAUCAUAAAAGACACAGAGCAACAACUAUAAAAAAUUAUUUGUAUCAAAGCACCCCCUCAAAUCCAACUUGCAUCUUGAUAGAUGGAGAAAUUGCUGAUUGUUGAUUUUCUUUUUCCCAAUAAAUUAUGAACCAGAUCAACAGUUCUCUUCCAAAGAAUAUUGUCUCCAUUAGUUAGCUGCGACAGACUCUGAUUGUAGUUUUGAUUUUUCUAAGAAACCUUAAUAAGAAAUCGAAGGACGUAUCUGAAAAGUAAUGACUAUAGAAAGACUAGGCAUCCUUACCAUCCCACCCACCACCACUCCAGAAGCGAAGCUCCUUUGCCGAAGUAGUCAAAAAGCCAUCACGAAGACACUGCCACCUCCCUGGGCAUGUCGCAUUGAAAUCUGAGAAACUGCUCAGGUAUGGCCGCGGACUGCUUGCUGCAACCCCAACCAUACCGACCACCAUCUCAUCCUACAACCUCUCGGGUCCUCCAAAACCUCACCUCCAUCUAUUCAAAGCAAGGGUUUGGCUUCGCUGUGGAGGAGGAGACCACUACAAGGCCUCAUGCAGGAUGUGGCCAUGAAUUGUAUAUUUAUUGACAUGAAAAGAUAAACUAGGUGAACAAAGUGAAACACAUCCUUGUUGGCUACAAUAACGAGGAAUAUGAAUAGAUAAGUCAUACAAUACUAAAGUUUAGUAGUAAUCUGAUUUUAGUCCUGGCGAGGAGGCGUUCAAUAUUCAAAAGAAAAUCAGUUGUACAUCUCCGAUGAGCAAAGAACCAUCACCAUUAUAUCCACCAACAGGGUAGAACUCCCCACAGGCCACACUUCUUCAAGAGGGAAAAUAACCUUGAAGGGGAGAAGUUGGCUAUAACAUCACUUACAAAUCCCAAUACUUUUCAACAAGGUAAUAUUUUCCAAUAAAAACACAUUAAUUAUGUAACUAUAAAGAUAUGAUGGGAGAAGAUUGUGCCAAAGAAGUACCCAAAAGAGGAACAAGUUAUUUAAUCAAUUGCAGGCAAUCAAAAAAGCCGCAAGGGUCCACAAACCAAUUUACAAGGUGAAAUGCAAUGUUGUGCCAAAAAUACAAGGCAUGAGAUAAUGCUAUGUAGUAUUUAGGUCGUAUAAAUGGAGGCUAGUUCAGAUCUUUUUAAGCAAUCACAUGAACUAUUGAUCAGUCUGCUAAUAUAGAAAUCCGCACUUAACCAAAAAUCCCGGGUGCUUGGUAAACCAAUCUUAGAUAACAGCAUAGCCAUAAGAGGGAUCAUCCCCACUACAUAUUUUUCAUGAUAUGUAAAUGUGCAAAUAAGCAUAUCCGAUAUACAUUUGCUUGCAUGCAACAUCAAAACUAGACAACUAGAGACAUCCAUUAAUCUCAGAUUUUCUAGGAUGGUCCGUUACAACACAUGUUCAAUGAAUGGACAUGCUGUGUUCAUCAUUCGUGCUACAAAUAUUCAUUGGAACAGCAAGAACAUACCAAAUUUUUCUGCUAAUACUAAUAAGCUUGCCUCGUCAUCCAACACUCAUUGAUUCUUUGAGAAAAGACAGUUCAUUGAUUAGUUGGUUUUCCCAAACAGACCCGUCAAUGUAAUCAAUCCGAGCAAAUUUGGCAUUUGACAAAUCAACCUCACGUGUGUUCAUAUGCUUACAACAAAGAAAAUGUUACAUAAAUUGCAGUAUAAAAAAACUUUGCAGGUCAUUUGAGAAUUGGAAAUAGCAGUGCAUCAGAAACCUUGGGAUGAACAUGUAUUCACUAAUAUAGUCCUCAUCCAUACAUCCAACUAAACCAUUAUUGAGUACAGGAUCAUAGAGAAUUCAAAACUGAUGAUAAUUGGCGCCUCACAAAUCAAACACAUGCAUAUAAGUGUUGGUGGAGGCCGGUGUGGGCCAAGUCAGCAAGGCUCGCCCGCGGCGGAGGCCGGUGUGGGCUAAGUCGCAAUCGAACACCGGGGGGGCGCUUGGAAUGGUCGGUUUAAAGACCAUGGUUAAGCCUUCACUAUUACCUACGGGUUUUAGUGAGAUGGCAGCGCCUACGGUCCUAACAGUGGUAUCAGAGCCAGUGGCACG